Messenger RNA from Gigantopelta aegis, 4178 nucleotides. RefSeq lists its product as uncharacterized. Lineage: Eukaryota; Metazoa; Mollusca; Gastropoda; Neomphalida; Peltospiridae. The record is from RefSeq and is a predicted model, not a curated record. The transcript is spliced from 3 exons. Gene Ontology annotation, cellular component: cytoplasm; nucleus. Gene Ontology annotation, molecular function: protein binding. Bases 145 to 3090 code for a protein of 981 amino acids.
GGAUUACCCACAUGCUGGCUGAAAUCUUAGGAAGCCAUUUACAUGGGUUUUUGUUUCAGAUUUUUACCUCGCAAAGUAAAUUUUAGGUGUUCUGCAAGAUAAAGAAAACAGCGCAAUAAUACUGGCAGGAAAGAAAAUCUAAAGAUGACGGAGAAAGACGGCGAUGCACCAGGCUUGUCUCUACAGAGAAAGUUAGCAGAUAUAAAAAGUACAUUUCUGUUCACCAAUUGGUAUGGAGUUGCAAAAUGUCACAUGGACGAUAUGGGAUGGGUAACAAUUUGUGGCGCUCAGAGAUCCGGUAAAACUACGCAUGCACUGAUGCUGGCCGACCAGUACUAUCAAGAUGGAUACGAGGUGCUGGUAGAAGAAAACGCAGACAGCUGUGGCCUCUUACAACCAGAGGAGUGGAGCAAACCGACUUGCCUUGUGCUAGAUAAUAUUCUGCAGUCCGACAAUGUGACAGCAGAGAGUCUGCAGAGAUAUUUCGAGACUCUCCGCAAACUAGAGAGUCGUGUAUUCAACGCAGGUGCUUUUACCUCAGAUUUCAAAUUAGUGUUGACUGUGGGCAUUUACGAAUUCAAUGCCCAUGCUAAACAGUUGAGCGAGUUUGACAAUACGUUUUUCAAGAUACCAUCGAUUGUAAAUUUGUCCGAAAUUCAUCUUACCGAAAACGAAGAAAAGGAAAUGCUGUUUAAGCAUUUGACGCAUGCUGGAAUAAUGUAUCCAGACCUCCUGCCACUUUACAUAUUACAGGAAUUCCGUUGUGCCCCGUGGUAUCCAUACCUAUGUCGUCGAUUUGUUGAACUUUAUCAUGAGAAUGAACGUUUUCGAGAUCUAUACGUUGCAGCCAUGAGGUUAAAAAAAGAUAUUCAUGCUCUUGUUGCAGACAUCCGAAGACUGUUUUCUAUCGAUAACUACGAAACUGAUAUGAAAAAAGUGGCUCUGAUAUUCCUCAUCCAGAAGGGUGGUCACAUUGCUCUAUGUGUGGAUGAGAGCCAGAAGGAAGAAUUUAUAACUGGACAUGACAUGUUGGAGUCCAAUACUACUGAUGGCGAGGAGACGGCUCCUGAACUGAUAUAUCGUGUGCCCAGAUGUCCCGUGCCUAAACCUUCAGUGGAUGUUAGCCUGUAUGAAAAGGUUAGAUUAGACAAUGGGAUUGAACAACACACCUACGAUCCCACAUGUGACUGUAAUUUACAAAGCACUAUGCUAGGACUUUCUGUGAAUACAUAUGCACAUGUUCUGCAUACAGACACCGAUUGGUUCAAUAACAUGAUUGACAAAGACCGCAUUAAAUUCGCACAUGAAGAUUUGGACAUUGUCCUGAAGGAGGCUGCAUCGAUUGUAGGGUUAAAGUCAUUUAAAGAUUCCCUGAAAACAGAAGUGUUAAAGGCAUUCUUAUUAUUUGACGGAACUCUAGUUUCUGUAACAAACAAACACGUGCUAUUCAACCACAAUGUUUAUGACGCCGUUGCUUACGUCAUGGGUGAACUUGACCCGAAAUUUGCUAUCGAUCACUGUUCGUUGCGGUUUAUCAGUGACAGGCUGGCGAUAGAUCAGCGUACUGCCCCGUUGUACACACACAUGUAUAACAUUGUACUCGAGGACGAUUCUAGGUCCACUUUGAUUGACAGACUUAUUCGGGAGAUAAAACAGGGUCAUCUUGCUUCUCCAAUGUCCCACCCAAGUUUGCUGAACAAACACAUGUCUGAUGAUUUUCAGUACAAAUUGAUCGACAUUUGUGAUGAAGUAGUUCACUGUUGUGACAAGGGUACAGGCUAUUACUUCUUGUUCUGGGCGGCACUAAGGCAACAUGGGUUGUGUGUAAAGCUACUGCAGUCAGCACUGUUUGGUGAAACUGAACUUCUACAGGGCUGUCUAGCCUGCUGUCUUAACGGUGAUAUACAUAUAUUGAAUUUGUUGCUGGAACGAAUCCCUGACGCAGAAACAUCUCUGGAAGUCCCAGUCGGUGAUUUUGCGACAGUUCAUGAUGCAGACGAAGUACUCAGUAGCCUGUCUCCAACUGACGUGAAUAAGGUAUUGUUCCCUAUGGAGAAUGUCCAUUACCAUGGAUACCCAGGAAGUCGCAUGAUCCACAUCGCCAGUGCAUGUGGCCACGUCGAUGUCGUCAGUUGCCUCAUACAGAAAGGAUGCGACGUAGAUGCAGUCUGUCUGGAGACGGAGACGACGCCACUUAUGUUCGCCAGCAACAGAGGUCACUUAAAGGUUGUAGAGCUGUUGGUAGAGAACGGGGCGGACAUACUACGAGUGAACAAAGAAAAUGAUUAUGGUCUCCACCUGGCAUGCAGAGCCAACCACGAGCAUAUCGUGCGCUUCUUCCUAAACAGCGGUAUGGACGUAGACUGCAGAGGGGAACAUGGAAGAACGCCUAUCAUGUUUGCGUGUCGUUUCGGGUAUGAACGUCUUGUAAGUUACCUGCUCAGCAAAAACCCAGAUGUAUAUGCUAUACCAAGAAAGGAUUUUUACGAGAACUAUAACCACAACUGUCUGCAUCUGGCCUGCAAACAUGGCAGUGUUACAAUCGUACAGGCCUUGUUUGACUAUGGCAUGGACAUCGAUGUGAUUUCCUAUGACUACAGAAGGACUCCGGUAAUGUUCGCAUGCCGUCAUGGACAACUACAAGUGGUUCAAUUUCUUAUGCACUGUAAAGCUAAUAUGACAACGGUUGACUUUGGUGGAUUUACCUGCCUACAUCUUGCAGCGAUGAACGGCAAUGUUGAUUUGAUAGAGUUGCUUGUGAGUACGGUAGGGAUGCGUAUCGACUGCCGAUCUCAUAGCGGAACCACGGCACUGAUGUACGCUGCCAGUAAAGGUUUCGUUGAAGCUUUCUUUUUGCUGAUCAAGCACGGGUCAAACCCCUAUGCCAUUAACCGAAAGAGGCAGACGCUCCUACACAUGGCAGCACGAGGAGGCAGUGUUCAGAUUAGCGAUUGGCUCCUGCACAAAGGAAAAACACUACAAGUGAAUGGGAAAUGCAGACGUGGUAGCUUACCAUUGGAUAUAGCUAUGGAAUUUAGUCGUUUGGAGUUGGCCGAUUUAUUUAAGAGCUGGAGUGGCCACAUGUCUUGAAUAUUCAAUUCACCACUUUGCUGUUCUGUAAAUACCAAAUGUUGGAAAUGUUCUUAAUAUUAACGCAUACAGAGUACACCAUCGUGUCUUGUCUAUAAUAACCUUAUGAAUAUAUACGGACCUAACGUAGAUGAUCCUUAGUGUGUUUUUUUUUAAUAUUCUAGAAUACAUUGAAGAUUCCUGAAACGAAAGUUAUAUAUUAUGUAUAUAUUUUAACCUAGUAUUAAACCAAUCGUUAUGAUAGUAUCAGACUGUCAACUGUUACGACGAAAUUAGCCAACUGAACGGUUGCAUUGUAAUUGCCCCAACUCCCGACUUGGACGAUAUUCUGAUAUUUUUAUAUAUAAAACCUUGAUAUUUUUAACUUUAAGACGUCAAUUAAAACUGGAUUAAAGCACUGUAUAAUACUUCCCGAUCAAGUAUAAUACAAAAUGCAUUUCUCUCUUCACCACUUAAAUUAGAAAGAGGUUGUAGGCACGUCGAUCAUUUAUCUCCAUAUAUAUUUGUUUUAAUGGGGUUUAAAACAGUUUACUUUAUUGGGUAUCAACUUAACAAAACAUUAUUAAGAAUUAUUGAACUAAACUAUGAAUAUUUUUUUUUUUUACUAUUGUACCAAAUAUUAAUACCUAAAAUGUCAUCUAUAAAUUGUGGGUAUUGUUUUUGUUGUAUCUGUACCCAGCUGUAUAGAGUAUCUUUCCAAAAUUUAUUUAGUAUUUGUUUCAGUUUAAAAGUAAUGAAAUAGUCACCAUGUAUAAUUAAAUCGAUUGUAGAUAUACUUAUAAUAGAUUUAAACAUAUUAGUCCACUUUUGGUUAUUCAUAAACAUUCAUCGAAUUCAUGCAUUUUUAAGAGUCAUUAUAGUUUUGCGUUAUUAAACUGCCUGCUAACUUUUCAGUACCACCGUGUCAAAUAUUUUUUUAAUAAUGUAUUUAAAUAUUUGAGUAGUCUUUCACUUGGGUUAGGUAAAGCCAUGCACAACUUAAAGGGACAUUCCCGAGUUUGCUGCAUUGUAAGAUGUUUCCGACUAAUUAAAUAUUUCUACGAUUAAACUUACAUAUUAAAUAUAUUUUCUUAUUUAGAAUAUCGAUG